AUGGCCGACAAGAUCAUUAUUGCCGUGGACAAAGAUUUACAUUUGGUAACAGAUGAAUAUGAUGAAAGAGAUUGGAGCUCUGACACUACUUCUGUUCAGUCCUCUUUAUACCAAGGCUUGGUAGAGCAUGGUCGAAAAUACCAGGCUCUUAAACCCGACGAGUAUUGCUUUCCUGCCGACGAAAAGCAGUUUGAAACGUACGAUGCUGCUCAUCUGGUAGCUGUGAUCGCAGAUGCAGACCAAGAGAACCCAUUCUUUCGAUCUCCAGUCAAACCAAGGAAUGUCCUUGACAUUGGGACUAGAAAGGGGACUUGGGCUAUUGAUGUAGCUGAUAUAUUUCCUGAGACCGAUGUUCGAGGUGUUGAUCUUUUUCCACCACCAAUUUCCUGGGUCCCCCCAAACUGUGUAUUGGAAGUGGACGACAUUUUGCAACCUUGGACUUAUAAUGAGAAAUUCGAUUUAAUCCAUCUCCGCAUUCUUGCUUGUGCUUUCAGUCCAAAAGAGACAGACAAGUUGAUGAAGCAAAUCUACGAUAAUCUAGAGCCUGGUGGAUGGGUAGAGCAAAUGGAAAUCCAUCCCACGAUCUAUUGUGAUGACAACAGCGUUCCGGCUGGUAACAUUUUGUUCGACAUAGGACCAAGAUUCGAUGCUGCCGCCGACAAGUCAGGGAAGCCAAUGAAUAUUAUCCACACGAUGCGGGCAUCCAUUGAAAAAGCAGGAUUUGUAGAUGUGCAUGAGAGGAACGUCAAAUGGCCCAUUGGGCCGUGGCCAAAAGAUAAAAUUUUGAAGGAACUUGGAGCGAUUAAUCUUUCGCACUGGCUCACCGGCAUGGAAGGUUACACGAUGUUCCUUAUGACAAAAUUUGGGGACCCUGAACCCUGGACUGAAACUGAAGUACAUGUGUACAAUUCUCAAAUGAGAAAGGAAUUAUUGAAUCCUCGUCACCAUGUCUAUCAGCGAUCAAAGAGAGUUUGGGCCAGAAAGCCACCAGCUGAUACCUGA
Molecule: messenger RNA, 1002 nt
Organism: Penicillium malachiteum
Lineage: Eukaryota; Fungi; Ascomycota; Eurotiomycetes; Eurotiales; Aspergillaceae
Product: class I SAM-dependent methyltransferase
Exons: 2
Coding region: 1-1002 (333 amino acids)
Molecular function (GO): methyltransferase activity
Source: RefSeq, a predicted model, not a curated record